This is a messenger RNA of Scaptodrosophila lebanonensis, 2190 nucleotides long. RefSeq names its product augmin complex subunit dgt6 (gene dgt6). NCBI's taxonomy places the organism in Eukaryota, Metazoa, Arthropoda, Insecta, Diptera, Drosophilidae. Gene Ontology annotation, molecular function: microtubule binding. Gene Ontology annotation, cellular component: mitotic spindle microtubule; HAUS complex. The coding region runs from base 87 to 2090 and encodes 667 amino acids. The transcript has 3 exons. Gene Ontology annotation, biological process: spindle assembly. The record is from RefSeq and is a predicted model, not a curated record.
AGAAAUUUUAAAAUAUGGCGGCGUAAACGCCUGUCAUUGUAAGUUAAUAAUCCAGCAAUUUAAUAAAAUAGUUUCUUAUUCUCGAAAUGGAUCGCACAAUUAUUGCGCCAUGGAAGGCAGAGGAGAAGGAGCUGAGCGAGAAACUGCACAAAAAACUUCAGGGCCUGAACCUGCUUCAUCCAAUGAGCGAAGAAAUGAAUAAAUGCGUGGCCUGGGAUAUGUUUAUAAAACCCAAUCAGACUGCUUUUUUUCAAGUGAUGCCCUACUUGUUCCGAUUGCUAGACCCGGCCGAGUUCAGGCGUCGUUUCUACUGGCCCAUCACCGACAAGAAGGCUGAGGCCAGCUUCCGGUCUUCCACCGUUGACUAUCUGAAGCAUUUAAACGAAAAGCACAAUUUGCAAUGGGCCAAUAUCAAAUCCUAUUUAGUUGUUAUGCCGGGUGGCAUGAAGUUCAUCACAUUUAUGCUGGAUCUGGUUGGCUUUGUGGUACAGGAACUGAUCAAGCAGCGCGAAAAAACGCUGGGCUCAGAUGCAAACGCAUUCAGUUUUAGUGACUUGAGUGUGAAGACCAUGGCAGGGCAGUCCGUAUUCUUGAAAGAAUAUGCUUCGGCGUAUGUUGAGGAAUUAGAGAAAAAUACGGCUAUGUUGCAAGAACGCAUACAAAGGAUCAGACAGAUAUUUUCUGAAAUUUCGAUAGAGAUUGGUAUAGACAAAGUGCAAUUGCUGGACGACUGCUUUAUAGAAUGCUUCGAGAGAAGCAAUCGUCAGCUUUGUGAUCGAAAGAUCACAAAUCCCACUACACAUAUUGCGAAGCAGGAAGAGCCGCUCUGCACCCUAAAAAAAGACAUCGAGUUGUUUCUGGUCAGACAAACGGAGCAUAAGCACAGCCAGGAUGCGGUUGACAAAGUAUUAUGCGGCAUGCGCAAAAUGUUCGGCACCAGCCAAGCAACAGAUGGUGGCUGUUCAAAAAUGAAUGCUUUGUUAAAUGCCUUUAAUAAUGUAAGCGGUACAAUAGCCGAGCAAUUGGACGCUAACAAUCACUACAACGAUUCCAAUGAAUAUGUUACCAACGAACUGCAGACUCUUCACAAAGAAUUGAUACAAAUUGAAACGCAACUCACAGAUGUGCAACGUGGGAUAAAUGCACGCGUGAAGGAGCAUAGCAGUAGUUCCAGCAGUGGCAUCACACUAAAUGCACCCCAGAUGCCGGGAACGCCGAUGAAAAAUGUCAAUAACCUAGCUACUGGCGUUGCUGAGCAUUCGCUAAUGAUGAAAUUCAUAUCAACGCCACCCAUCAAACUAGAUUUUCCCAACAAUGCACGCAACUCACACUUGCGAUUACCUCUGCAGGAUGAUUUCAAUGCUAAGCCUUUCGAUGCUCUAGGCAGCAGUAUGUUAGUGCCCGCACCUCCUCGCUCUGCACGCAAACUCAAGGCCCAUGAACAGUCUGCCGAAUUGAACAGUACGCUAAAUCGUUCCAAAAUCGUUGAUCCACUGCAAUUGCUGCGCACCAUAAACAAGAACACAGCUAGAGCAAGGCCAGUGUCACAGCACAAUCUUUCGGCACUCGGCAACAAAUGGAAACAGUUGCAGUCGUCAUUUGGUUUCGACGCUGUCGAAGCUCCCACGUCUCCCCAGCGCAGCUCCGCGGGUACCUAUUCGCCAUUCACACCACUCGGCUCCAUGGAUCGCACGCGCAUUGAACGAUUGCCUGGAACAUCAGACAAUAAUAACUAUUCGAGCAACUCAUUGCUGUAUGCUAAGAAGAAUGCGCCGGUAAUGAAAGUAUUGGACUCCUCGCUCAACGUGCAAAAUCUUAGCACCUCGCCAUCUGGUCGCUUAGAACCGUUAGUUCCAUUGCCGUUGGCCACCAUUGAGCAACUGCAACAGGAAGAGAAUAAAGCUCUGCCGCACAUUUUACUCAAUGACAAAAGCCUUAAUACGAGUGAUGAUAUUAGCAACCGGAAAGAGAAUGAUGUGAACGCUCCUAAUGUGUCGCCACCCAAAUUUUCCCUCGAUCUGAGUGGCUAUCAAGAAGACGAUGAUCUGCAAAAUAUAAGCGACAGUGUGCUCAAUGACAUAUCCAUAUAGCCAUAUCUGGCUGCAAUCAAAAACACACCUCCAACUCUUACAUAUUUAGAUCAGUAUUUAUUCGUAAAAAAAAAAUAAAAACCAAUAUGUAAAAUCAGUA